UCAAGGAACUCGUCAAUUCAUGCCAACUUUGAUCAUGUUCACGCAGCCAGCUUACAUGUCUAGUACUGUUAUAAAGCCUGACUAGGCUCACUAGGCUCAUGUCGCUCACUAUUUUCUCUCUAAAUCCUUCAUCAUGUUAAACAUUGGCGAACAUGUUUUGGCACUGGAAGUUGUCACCGUCACGAACUUUCCCAUUCCAUCUACUCGCAUGCCUACUGGGCAUUACGUCCAUGUGUCUACAUCCAAUGGUCAAUGGGACACCACCAUCAAGACAGCAAUGGCCGACUGCAGCAUUUCUUGGAAUGAGACCCUCACUAUCCUUGGGCCCCCUCUGAUGUUUCCCCCAUGUCUCAUGUCCAUCUUUUUCGCCAAAUCAAACACAAUCCACCUCGAAAUUCGCGCAUUAUAUGAGCUUGAACCAAGUGAGCUUGUGGGUGCAUUUAAGACGACUUUCGGACAAGUACUCGUAAGCGACAGAGAGUCCAUAUUAUGUUCGGCUAUUGAUGAUCGACGUAUGUCUCUUACGUUGAAAGCGCAGCGUAUAAAAACAACGCAGCCUGUUGGUCAUGCUGUGGGCGGUACUGCUGAGAGCGUUGCAACUGAUCAACCUGUGCACCUCCCGAUCAUCGAAAUAACAGAACAACCAUCACCUUCACUGUCUCCACACGUGUCAUCGGGCAAUGUCAAGACGUCCCCGUGGGGAAGAAACAUCGUCAUCUUCGGCGAAAGCGGCGCAGGCAAGAGUUCAAUCAUCAACACAAUCGCGCGGGAACAGCUCGCGGAGACAUCUAAUGACACAACUGGGUGCACUUCAGGCCACAAACGUUACCCAGUAACAAUUUCCGGCCAGAGAUUCGUCCUGUUUGAUACUGCGGGUCUUGGAGAAGGGCCUGCAGGCACAGUGCCGGAUGCAGAGGCGAAAAGACAGCUGAAGAGCUUGCUGCGUCACCUCAUGAGCUCUAGGUCGCCGUCAGAUGGCAUUGACCUUCUGGUGUAUUGCGUGUCGUCCAAAAUGACUACCCUUCCUGCCAUCGUUCGGGCUUACGAGACGUUUUACUCCAGGGUCUGCAGGAAGAAGGUCCCGAUCGUCAUCGUCGUGACAGGAUUGGAGAACGAGCCAGACAUGGAGAGCUGGUGGGAUACAAACAAGGGUAAAUUUAAGAGCAUGCAUUUCACAGGCCAUGCUUGCAUCACGGCGCUUCAGGAAUACCCAGACAUCCCGGACGACUUCACUCGUCGCAUUGCAGAGUCGAGCGAGAUUCUACGCAAUCUUCUUGUCAACAAUUGCUCACAUUGGGCUGUCGAUGACAGUUGGUCUAAUCGUAUUGCAGGAUUGUGGUGCGCUUUGUCGUCGUCGUAGUUGAAGGAUUAAAUCUACCACAACGUGUAUCUUGCUUUCCUUUUCAUGCAUGGUUCAGUGUCACUCCUUCACGUUUAUUUUGGUUCGCCGUCUCUACACCACCCCAUCCUUUUAUUCCUCUCCCUUGGACACGGAAUCACCUCUCUGUGGUUCUUUGCAUCAGUGGAUCAGUUCUUGCUGACAUUAUUAUUCCAAUGUAACAACAUCUGUCCUUUUGUAUUAUUAGAUGUUACGAUGUGUUACGAUAUAUGAUGAUAUAUGAUAUUAAUAUCUUGUCA
Suillus subalutaceus is the source of this 1638-nucleotide messenger RNA. Its product is annotated as P-loop containing nucleoside triphosphate hydrolase protein. Bases 134 to 1360 code for a protein of 408 amino acids. Gene Ontology annotation, molecular function: GTP binding. Gene Ontology annotation, biological process: tRNA methylation; tRNA wobble uridine modification. Gene Ontology annotation, cellular component: cytoplasm. The transcript is spliced from 5 exons. Lineage: Eukaryota; Fungi; Basidiomycota; Agaricomycetes; Boletales; Suillaceae. The record is from RefSeq and is a predicted model, not a curated record.